UUCAGUUCGCGCUGUUGGCUUGAUUGGCUCGCUAGUUUGUCCGCAGCGUGCAAAAACGCUAUCCAUCGCCUAUAUAAAUUUAGAAUCUAUUUUUGUUUAUAAAUAUUCAGUACCUACAUAUAUGUAUGUGCAACCAAAGUGGAAAUUAGCUAAAUAGUUACCAGGAAAAGUGGAGAAAACUCGAUUGUUAGCCAAAGGAACCAAAAACCAAACAAUCUUUUUUCGUUCUCCAAGUGAUGUAACCUCGGGGAAUACGAAUCCUCUCCUGCUCAUCUCUCCCAGCGGUUUCUGCGUCGCAUUUUGUUUACUUCUUGGGCGAAAACCAAAACAGAGACAUGUCGAAAAAGUGCACUGUGCGCUCGCUGAGCGAUAGUGCUUUGGCGGAACUGGCCAACUUGUUGGUGUCCACCAUCAGCUAUGUGCAAUAUGCUCCGGAUGUCCAUCUGGACAUUAACAUCGUGAUGGUGGAGCUAAACGAAUACCUUUCCCAGUUGGGAGCCACCCCGAAUAUAUAUCAGGAUUUGCUCAGGGUCAUCCUAAGCUCGGAUUACCUGGACGCCAACAUGAGGUUCACCUGCCUGCAGAUGCUGCUCAACUGCGGGGUCACUUUUCUAAUGACCGAGGUGUUUCCCUUCAGCUAUUACGAGAAAAUCUUACAGGUGAUUGCAGCCCAAGGAGCCGGUUUACGGGUGUUAAAUAUCAAAGGAAUCUGGGUUAAGGAGGAGCAUAUGCACUACAUGUAUGACAUAGUCAGAAAAUGCAACCAGUUGGUCAAGCUGUAUGUGCCCUAUAUAGCCAACGAUCGGUUGCUGGAGGAGAUCGGAAAGUGCUGUACACGCCUGCAGAUUUUGGACAUUUCCGGCGAGACUGAUAUUACGGAAAUCGGCAUUGAUUUUCUGGCCAAAGGAGUCUGCUCACAAUCCCUGACUGUUGUGGAUGUGGGAAUGCCGGGAGAGGAGAAUAUCUGCUACUCGGAUAUUGCCCUGAUCCUAGAACAUUGCCCCCAAGUGGAGACACUCUCUACGUACUCCUUCGUGGGGGCAUCCUUGAAAUUUAUUCACGAUAAUAUCGACGAUCGGUUCAAGUGCCGCUUGAAAUACAUCCAUGACACGGGCACGGAUGAAGCCACCUUGCAGGUGAUCAUGCAAACGUGUCCUAGGCUGGAGACCCUUUAUCUCGACUCACCGAAGACCGGAAGCCUGAGAGCUUUACACACGCGAAAUUUAAGGAAACUGAAGAUCUAUAAAUUCGUUGUGGCUGAGUUACUUCCGCUAUUGGAGCGACCAAUUGGCAGGAACCUGCGUCAUCUCACGAUGAUCAAGGGCUUGGGAAACCUUGAUCUAGGGAAGUUGGCACGUCUCUGUCCUUCCCUGAUCGAUCUCGACUGCUACAUGAUUGAUAGUCUAUCCUACGCACAAGGACAUGCCAAGUUCCAACAGCUUGAGGGUCUGGAGAUCCUAAGUAGCGCUAUUAUGAACAGCUCUUUAAAAGCCUUCCUUUGUAACUCCACGGAUCUGAAGAGAUUGGCGGUGGACACUGUGGAUUUUACGGAUGAGGACAUAGUGAGCAUGUUUAUGCAGCAUGACUUUAAUGUUCUGGAGGAUGUUUGGUUUACUUUGGCGCCAGAUCUUACAGUGCAGUCUGUGGAGUUACUAAUGGACAGUUGUCCAGAACUGCAGUCCGUGGGUCAGCUAACCGGCUGGUCCCUAACACCCGAUGAUUUGGCGCUGAUUAGAGGACUUUUAAAAAGCGGCAAUUCGAGCAUUGUACUGACACCAAACGGUUUUCUAGCUUGAUUAUAAUAUUUUUUAAAUCUUUCUAGCGCCUUCAGUAGCCCUGUUGCUGAUGUCUCUUUCCCGCCCAGAGGAGCAAUCUUUGUUGUGAACGAAUCAAAUGUUGUGUAUUCUAAUUUUCUUGUGAUAUUAUAAAAAUAAAAAUGUUUAAAUUUUAAAAUUAA
This is a messenger RNA of Drosophila subpulchrella, 1957 nucleotides long. RefSeq lists its product as uncharacterized. Lineage: Eukaryota; Metazoa; Arthropoda; Insecta; Diptera; Drosophilidae. Gene Ontology annotation, biological process: SCF-dependent proteasomal ubiquitin-dependent protein catabolic process. The transcript has 5 exons. Bases 336 to 1796 code for a protein of 486 amino acids. The record is from RefSeq and is a predicted model, not a curated record. Gene Ontology annotation, cellular component: SCF ubiquitin ligase complex.